GCUUCGACGGAGUUUAUUUCCUAUCUUUAUUGUUAUAAAAUAUAGCUGUGAACGAAUAUAUUACUUGCCAAAUUUACAUACACGGAACUCAACAACUGAAACGAGAAAAGCAUGCCAUGCACCUUGAAAAUAAAAAUAGCCAAAAAUGGCGUUUCAUAAAAUUUUCUGCGAUGAAAGCAUGCGUAAUAGUCUUCUAGUCCAAGUGAAAAAUUGUAUCUUUUCUUUUAAUUCGCACGAAGCAAGUCUAGAAAACACUUUUCUCAGUAACACGCACGCCACUAACUAUGUUGUGGUUCGCGCAAAAUUUUGAUGAAUCAUUAUGUUUUGUGUACCUGUCAAUUGAACCAGUAAAAUGGUUUUUCAAUUACCGCGAAAAAGGAAACUAAGCUAUUUAUAUUUAUCCUCUCGUGUUGGUUGGACAUAAUUCGCAUUUUGGUUAGAAAGGUUAUCAGUCAUUACCAGGAGAUAAAGUGAGCCAGCCCAACUGAGUUGCUAAUUCAAGGACAAAGUAACUUAAGUAUGAUGCCACUCAUGCAAGCUUUUGUUUUCCCACAGAAGAAUUCCGAUUGGCAGAGCUAGGACCGUACAGAGUUUAAAAGGGAGAUUCCGAGUCAUCAAUAGAGCUCAUCACGGCUGCGAGCUCUGUUCAACAGACUCACCACGGAUGCUUGUCGAAUAUUGAACGAAAAACAUCUGGUCAAGAUCGUGUGUUUGUAAGUGAGAGCGCGAAGAGGUACGAGCCAAUACAAGGCGCGCAGGCUAGGACAUCAUGAAAUACUGAAUUUGAACGAAGGAACAAGUUAUUGAAUUGCUUUAGGGGGAACCCCACCACGACUCGGCUUUCACAAGCUAAUUGAAAUUUUGCGAUCGCAUCGGGACGUACUGUGGCCUACGCGGACUUGUGAAUUUAUUAUCCGUGAAAAAAUGGCUAAUCAAACAGAAUCUACAAAACCGCUCAGCGAAGCAAUACCCUUGGGUAUCCUUGGCGUUUUAAUUACGUUGGAAAAUCUCCUGGUCUGCUUUUUGGUGUACCGCUUCCGCAAAUUGCGAACUUUCACAAACGGUUUUGUCGUGUCUUUAGCCAUUUCAGAUAUUCUCUUUGGUGCUGUGUUAAUUCCAGUGAACCUCGCGGAUCAACUUAACCCGGCCAAUGGUUAUCUGGUGUCGUUCAUUCUCUUCGCGAACGUUACCAAUUUAUUUGCGGUGACGCUGGACCGCUAUUUGGCCGUUAUGAACUCUCUGCGAUAUUCUUACACAAUGACUAAACAUUUUGUCAAAAUCUUGCUAACGGCGUGGAUUUUACCCAUUCCACUGAGCCUUGUACCGUUGUUCUGGAACAACAAGCGGGGUAUAACUGCAGAAACAGUCUACCUGUUCUUCAUUGUGGGAGGUGUUGUAGUUCCUUAUAUUUUCAUCCUGUUCGCCUACAUCAAGAUCUUCCGUCAGGUCGCACGACAGGUAAAGAACCUUGCUAAACUUGCAACUUACGAUAAUCAACAACAGGCUGCUCGCGAAGGUAGACGAGUCACAGGCGAAGCGCGCGUGGCUAGAGUUUUCGCCAUGAUCGCUGGUAUCUUUGUUAUAAGUUGGAUGCCUGUGUUCUUCAUGACCGCCGCGGAUGCUGUGGAAAGAAGCAAUAUCGUCCCGACUGUACUAUCGACAAUUUCGUGGUACACCAUGACAGCAGGGUCGCUGUUGAACGCAGCCGUGUACGCGUUUUUCAAGCGCGACUUUAGGAACGCGUUCCUGCGUCUUUUUCGAUGCCGCACGAUUUCUCUCGGUCGACAUGGUUCUGACGAGGCUAUUUCAGGCACAACGCUAAACUGAGCGCAAUAUUGGCUUUUUUUUUAGAUCUUUGUUUGUUUACGCUCCAUCCGCAUUGUGCGUAGAUUGUUCAAUAACUUGCUGUAAGGUACGCCUCGAGAUCCUGUUCCACUUAUCAUCGAUUCCUGCUGAUUUUUUCUUUCAAAUUUGUAUAUCACCAAUAGUUAGAAUUUGAAAUUUCGUUUGUUUUCGCAAUCUCAAGUGCUGUACUGCGCUCACGCAGCAUAAAUCUUUUUAAAAUAGUUUUCCGUUUUUUUUUUUUGUUUUUUUUUCAGAAAAGAAAAAUUGAAAUAUUUACGUUACAAUUUUUGACUGGGCUGGUGACAACCUAACUCCCAUAAAGCUUUUAUUAAGGGAUUUUAAAACUCAAUAUGAAUUAAUUUUUACCUUUAAAUCAUUCGUGUUAGAGAUAAUUAUAAGCAAAAUAAAGUUAGAAGCCUGAAGAUUGGCACGAUUUCUCUUAAAAAGUAAUACAUUUUCGAAAUCUAAGCGACUUUUUUAUUUUUGUAAAGAGUAUUUAAAAAACCUGUUAAUAGUCUUUGAUUCGCUAGUAUAUUAAAAUCUGUAAUGUCAACUGAAGCUAAACUACAAAAGAACCGCCGACUUAAAAGGUUGCUUUUUAAUACAAAAAUCAACACAGCAUGUUCAUGAAAUGAACUCAGUUGGAGAAAGGUGGUAUUGUGUAUUCUGGUAAACAAACCAAAGCGAAUUAUUUGCUCAUAUACGGCGAGACAAUGCUUUGGAAUCAUUACGGUCGACUUUAACAAGUGAUUGGCAAGGAUUUGCCAUAAUUACGAGAUAAACUGAGAUUUUCAGCUCUCUAUGCAAAGGUCUCAAUUUGUUAAUUAUUUCUACACAUUGAAAUGUUAACACGAUUAAUGUUAGAGGGAAAUUUUUUUGUGUAAAAGAUGUCAGAAAAUGAAAAUUAUGCAUUGUCUUCA
Messenger RNA from Stylophora pistillata, 2765 nucleotides. RefSeq names its product octopamine receptor beta-2R. The record is from RefSeq and is a predicted model, not a curated record. Gene Ontology annotation, biological process: G protein-coupled receptor signaling pathway. Gene Ontology annotation, cellular component: plasma membrane. Gene Ontology annotation, molecular function: G protein-coupled receptor activity. Lineage: Eukaryota; Metazoa; Cnidaria; Anthozoa; Scleractinia; Pocilloporidae.